Molecule: messenger RNA, 7341 nt
Organism: Danio rerio (zebrafish)
Lineage: Eukaryota; Metazoa; Chordata; Actinopteri; Cypriniformes; Danionidae
Source: RefSeq, a predicted model, not a curated record
UCCACCACACUGUCCCAGUCUGGCGUACCAAAACAAAUCCUCCAUCCUUCCGUGCAAUGCGAUCCCGCACCGCCUUCCGGCUCUCUCAGCAAGUUUGUGUGAGCCAGUCUGUGAUCAUAGAAAUACUACAGUUAAUGGACGGUGUGAGGAAUGACGUCCUGGUGUGAUUUAAGCUGGAAAAAGCACGCAAAUAACGACGGCGGAGCCGAACAUUAAUCCGCGAUCAACAGGACGCUCUCCCCGGUCUAUCCUGACCGCGGACAGCGAGGUUUGGUUGAGCUCAGAGCCCAAACAGAUCACACACAGGUGGGACGGACAGACAGACGGAGGUUUGAAGUUGACAAAAAGAGUCUGGCUCCGCCUCCUCUCCAUGAUAUGACAUCACUCUGCGGUUACCACAGAAACCAGGGCUCCACUGCAGACGGUUGACAGCCAGGCAGGUGGUCCAAUGGCUGCCCAGGUUGAGGUUGAUACUGGGCGGCCAUGUGUGGUCGGGAGUCGUCUGCACCUUAGUGCUCUCAUAGACUCUAGCACCACGAGCUUAAUGGAGAGUUCAGGUGCCCCCCAGGGGCCACUUAUUAAUGUCUCGGAGCCUAGCAAACCUGUCCUGGGCCCCAAGCCCAGACUUACUCCGAAACCAUACACUGUGGAAAAAAAUCCUUCUAUACGCCCCAUUCUUGCUCCCAAACCACAUCCAAAACCUAGGUCUGAGUCCACUCGACCAGUUUCCUACAAGCCAGACCUACCCAGCACACCUAAACCUCAGCCAGCCAGUAAACCUAGUCUGCCAUCUGCCUCUAAAAUGGGCCCCAAGCCCAGCGGACAAACAAACAAACUUGUGGCACAACCCUUUAAACCAGCACCUACUAUUGCCUCUGUGGAUUCCAACAAGUCUAGAACCUCUUAUUCUGGAGCCAUGCUAAGAAGAACAAGUUUUGGAAACAAAACCGAUAGUCAUGCCUCCACUCCUGGUGCUGAAUGGCCAUUUUUAUCUCGGAAAAAGCAGUCUGGCCCUUCAAUCACUCGUGCUAAAUCAUUAGGUUUCUUAUCAGAGAUUGGACUCAAUUAUGAGGACUGUAAAGAGGAGACUGGUGCCAAGGAUGAAAACUCUCCAACUGUUCUUCGGCCCCAAACUAAAGGUUCCAGACCAAGACCAGUUUCAGCUGUGUUUCUUCAAAACUCUGCACAGUCUGAGCCUCAGGUUAUACCCCCUACACCUGCUCCUCGUUGGGGAAAAGCACGACCCCUUUCAUCUGACCUUACCUCAAAGUUUGAGUCAAUUGGUCUUUCCCUAAACCGGCGAGCAGCCCAAGAGGAUGGGAAAGAAAACACUCCUGAAACACCAGAGGCUGUUAAAGUUGUACCUCAAGAGAAACAAUAUGGUGCUGAUGGGGCGGAAAUGCUAAAAAAGGCCUCUUUGCCAGAGAAUAGGACUCAGAAGAUAAAUCUGAAAGAUGAGGACUCCGGAAAGGACCCUAAAGCUGAGGAUACAGGAGGUAGCAUUAUAAAGAGACGCAUCAGCCUGCUCUUGGACUCUUCUUCCUCAUCCUUCUCAACUGUGCGUGUAGAUAUGUCAGGGACGGAACCUCUUUCACCUGGGCUUUCUCUCUCUGAAACUGAUGGAGCAAUGGGAGUAAAACAGCGAGUCAAAGAAUUGAACGAUGAAGUACCUACUACACUGUCACAACCCCAGAAGCCACAAUAUAAGCCACGGAACCCAAUAUCCGACCGCACUAAAAAAUUUCAAAUAGAGCUCGAAGGCCCUAAUUCCAGUGAGUCCAAAGGCCCCCAGCAGGUUGAAGAUCUAAACAAAAAGUUUGAUUUCUCUACAACUGAAGGACAAUUCAACAGACAGGAGGUCAAGAAAGUAUCAACAAGUGUUCAGGACUUGCCUACACUGUCCACUUUUGGCAGUGAUGGAGUCCAAACAGUACGAGCGUCCAUGUUUGAGAAUGUGGUGGAAAGGCACAAUGUUCAAGUGAUGGAGGAUAACCCUUUACAAGGCCCUAGAGCACACCGGGAAAGCACAAUUAAACCCAUGCCCAGACGAAACCACUCUUUGCGGAUUCAAGACAGUGCCUUUAAUGCUUCUGAAGAUGAUGAUCCUGGUAGCUUGGUCAAAGCGACCUAUAGAGAACAAGUUUCUCCUUCUAGCCCUGUACGUGUGGAGCAUGUCUUUGACACUGUGGCUUUGUCUGGAGAGAGUCGUGCUGUAAGUGAGGCUUUGCCAACUGCUCAACUUGAGGACAGAGCACUUACCCUACGUUCACGGCGAUCAGCUCCUCAAGUGGAAAAGGGAAAACCUACCCAUGAGAUUACUAAUUAUCUGAAGGAUGAUGCAACCAUGCCACGUUACCUCAGAGUUGGGGCACUACAGAAAUGGAAUGCCACAGAGACGGAUAUAGAGUUUGAAGCUGAGAGGGAGCGACAGAAAGAGAUGGUAAAAAAUAUGGAAGAAGAAAUAAGGAGACAAACGGAAUUGCACAUUGCUGCAGCAGCAGCACUCGAGGAAGAAGAGAAAGAGAGCAAAGCAGAAAGGAAGAAAUGGUCAGAAGCACAAAGAGACAUGGAAAGGGAACGAGAGGAAGUUGCAGCACCCAAAAGGCCUAAGAUGCUAGAUGCAGAAGACCAGACGAACAAACCUAGAGCCACUUACUUUGCUCUGACUGGUCAGAUUCAGGAGCCUGUUUAUCAAGGUGAGCGAGUGCAGGAGGAAGCAGUCUUCAGGAGAGGUAUACACAGAGAAGUGGGUGAAGAGGCCAGUGGCAUAAAUCAUGAGGUUCCAUUUGAUGACUUCGCUAUUAGGUCAGGGCAGUGGAGUCCACAGAUUUCAAUUGCUCCAUUUAGAAGAAAUCCUUCAUUAGAUGCAGCAAUGCAGAGGGAUUCGCUGGAGAAUAAAAAUGAAGCAGGACCAAUAACAGAUACCAAAUUACAAGAAAGGGAACGGCAGAAAGCAGUUAGGGAAGGAUUUGAAAUAGACAGACAAAUGAUAGCAGAAAUUGAAAAAGAAAAAGAGUUAGAAAGGCAGCGAGAAAUGAAGAGACAACGAGACUUGGAGAUAGAGAAACAAAGCAAAAUUGAAAGAGAGAAAAGGAGGGAGGCUGAAAUACAGAAAGAAAAAGAAAGGCAAAAGGAGUUGGAAAGACAGAGAGAGCAAGAGAGGGAGAGACAGAGACAGAUAGAGAGACAAAGAGAAAUUGAACGUCAGAAACUGAAGCAAAUUGAAUAUGAGCGAAUGAAGGCUGCAGAAAGAGAACUUGAACAGCAGAGAGAGUUUGAGAGGCAACGGCAAAAAGAGUUUGAGCGGGAAAAAGAGAGAAUGCUUGAGCAAGAGAGGCUUAGGCUUAGAGAAUUUGAAAAACAGAAGGAGAUUGAGAAAGAAAGGGAGAGACAGCUGGAGUUGGAGAGACAGAGGGAAAUUGAAAGACAAAAACAAAGAGAACUGGAAAAACAAAGAGAGAUAGAGAGGCAAAAGGAGAUCGAAAGACAGCGAGAAUUGCAGAGGCAGCGAGAGCUGGAGAAACAAAAAGAGCAGGAAAGGGAAAAACAGAGACACUUAGAAAGGCAGAAAGAAUUGGACAGGCAAAGGGAACUUGAAAGGCAACGAGAAUUGGAGAGACAGCUUGAGAUUGAAAGACAGAAGGAGAUUGAAAAGCAGAAAGAAUUUGAAAGACAGAAGCAGAUGGACCUGGAUAUUGAGAGAUGGACUCGACAAAAAGCAGAGGAGAGGGAGGCGAAGAAAGAACUAGAGGAACUUGAGAGGAUCAAGGAGCUUGAGAAACAACAGCUUCUUGAUUUUGAGUCACAGAGAAUACGGGAAAGGCCACUCCAGCAAGACCAAGUGAGACAAAGAUCAAAAAAAGAACGGGAUGAAAAACAACAUCAGGUUGAAUGGCACAAAGGAACAGAACACCGGAAAGAGAUGGAACAAGAGAUGGCAAAGCCUACAUCUCCACUACGACCCAAAGUUUUAGAUCUGGAUGCUGUGUCUCUGGGUGUUAGGACUGCUCGGGACAGUCAUGAUAACAGCCCCACUGCUCGAUGGAAGCAGCCCACACUUCGUCCUGAUGAAAUUUACAAACCAGGUAUAUUAGACAUUGACUCGUUUAAGAGCCAAGCCCAAUCUAAUAUCUUCCCUCUAACUGGAUUUGUAAGUGUAGAGUCUGGAAUAGGUGGUUCCAUGACACAAGCUCGUCCUCAGGCCACGCAAACGAACAUUCUCCAUUCUCAAGCAGCAUCUCAAGUUCAGUUUCCUCCUCAUCCCCAGUUCUACCCUCAGUCCCAGACUUACUUCCAGCCCUCCCCAACAGAACGUAUGAGAACUCAACUCCCUCCACCUCUGCAACCCCAAGUUCUGCACCAAACCCAACCUAUGUCAAACGCAUAUGCUACAGAAAAACCUAGGCCACAACCUCACUCAUUAAUUGACACCUCAGAUUGGGCCUUUGGCGCUCAGCAAUCCAUCUCAGCUUUGCCACCUGAUCAAACCAGUGUUUGGGCUCAUUCUGAAACAGAGUUGACUGUAGAUGAACCUCUUUGGGUAUCACCCAUGGAGGGAUCCAGAAGGCCAAUUAGCACCAGACCAGGUGGUUUUGAGCAACAAUUUUUGCGGCCAGAGGAUAGAGGUUUAAGUAACAUUUUGGCGCCCAGUUCAACCUCUUGCAUGGGUCCAAUCUUUACUCCUGUACAGUAUUCCACUCUUGCACCACCCAUGGUUCAAAUUCAAACCCCUAUGAUGACUGCACAACCAAAUCUUGGACCCAGUGCAGCACCUAUACUGGCUCCAGAGAGAUGCUGGACCUCAGUACCUUUAAAUGUAGGGUCAAUUGGAGAUUCAGUUUCUUCUCCCCCAACACCAUUAUCUAGAAAAGAAACUUCAAGACCCAGAAGUCAAGCCUCAGCCCUGUCUGUUUCUGAUCCUAUAUGGACUCCAAACUGGGAGCUGGCUUCCCAGGGACAGAGAGAGAACCGUACCUCACACAGGGACAAAGUACAGCAGAAACGUUCAAGGAGUAUGUGUCGAAGAUCUGCCCCAACAGAAAGCUCUGCCGAUGGUCCGGUUGCCCAUGUGAGAACUCGCAGAAGUCGCAGUGCACACAAAGAAAGAGAUGGAGAAAGAUCGGAGCUUAUAAAGCAGAGCGUUGGAGGAAAGGAGGAAAAUAAAGACACAGACAAUCUGGUGCAGGAGACUGACAGUCAAUACGGCACGUGGGAGACUGGACUUCACACAGAUGACAGCCUCACUCCAGCUACACCUUCAUCAGAAGGGAACCUCACUCCUUCUCCACGAAAGUCCACUCCACCACACACGGCUGACCAACCCCUUCUCAUCGACACUCCAGAUGGCUCAACCACAUCACCUCAAAAGCAGACAGAGCUUCUGUUCCCUGAGACCUCCACAGCAUUGUUAGACACCAGUGUGCUGCGUGGCAGGGUCAGACUGAACCAGAAGAGCACUCGCAGAGCUCCACCAUCUCGAGCCGCCCGUCACAGUGCCCUCCUAACACAAGUACCAGAGGGACCCAGAGACGAUGAAUGGCGCUUCAGGGACUCAACAGAGGAGAAAGCUGACUCUUUUAAGGAGGCGGAAGAGUCGGAUUCUGAGGAGCAGGCCAAGGGAAUCGAGACCCGCACUUCCUCCAUGUCUCAGCCUCAGAGAGUGGCUCUUUUCCCUGGCAUGGACCCGUCUGCUUUAAAGGCUCAGCUAAAGAAAAGAGGAGAUUCAGACAAUCAGACAGACGGCCCUUCCCCUUCUCAGCUCUCACGCUCACCCAAAUCUCCAUUCUUGCCUCGAGCUGCUCCUCGUGUGCUGCCUCCUGCUGGUGGCAAGGAGAACGGAGAAGAGUCUUCUCCUCAGUGGCUGAAAGAACUAAAGACUAAAAAACGCCUGAGUCAGUAUGAACCCGACAGUACAGCCUGAACAAGCAGGAUGCCUUAUAACUGCAGUAUCUGUAGCUAUAACUCAUGACAGAAGCCUUAACCUUUGACCUGGAGUUGACCGGAAUUCUGCUGCUGACGACUACGACAUCUUUCCGUUUCGUUGUUCAUUUUUCUGGCCUUCUCCUCCAGUCGUGUACAUGUGCAUGGUGCCUUUCUGAGUGGACGUUAAUGGCGAAGCGUGAAGCGCGUGUCCAUGUAUGUGUCGUCCGCUUUCUCUUAAGCUCUUCUUCACACCAGAGAAAAUUAUUUUUGCAUAGAGACACUUUAACCUCUAGAGAGCGAGAGAUCAUCCUUUAUUGUGGAAACAUGGGACCACGCUCACCAACAAGCAACCCGAAGUGCUUCAUGUAACUGGAGUAUGACGUUGGUUAUUUUUACCUAAUUAUGUUCAUAUUAGUCGCUUCCUUUGUUUUGUUUGUUUUCAUUCAGAUGGGUUAUAGGCAUCAGUUGCACUUGCGUUCCCAUAGAUGAUUUUUAACAGUCCACAAAUCAACGCUGAGCUCGUGUGUAUAGAAAGUGUAUUUAGUUACGACAAAUGUUUAAAAGUGUAAUCGAAUCGUUAUAUUUGUAAUAAUGUCGGUUUGAAAGAAGACAAUUGUAAAUGUUUAAUGAUGAUCAAACAAAUGAAACGCUUCAGAGGUGUGUGUUGAAAGUUGUUUGGAUGGAUUGGUGAAUGAAUGAUUGAAUUAUUUUAUUGUUCGUCUUAUAACGCAUACAUUUUAUUUAGAUUUGGGAUGUUUGGACAUGAAAAGGUUUGUUUGAUGACGGAAAAUGUAUUGUUUGUUUAGACGAUUCCAUCCCGUUGUCAGUUGAAACUAUAAUUUCAUGUUUGGAAAAUUGCGCAUGUACAAUCAGUCGUUCCCUAUUCCACUUGUAUCCCAAUACUUGCUUUAACAACGGGCCAAAAAUGAGAAUUGCACAAUCAGCAUAUAAAUCAUCCCUGACUAUGUAAUAAUGGACGAAUACAAAGGGAAAAUUUUUCAGUUUUGGUUACAUGUGUCUUUGUGUUUACUAGUUAGUUUAAGGGAAAUGUCAAAGUACUGUAAACAUCGUUCACAUUACAUUGCACACUUAAUAUUGGCUUUUUUUAACGCUGGGCCGUUGUGCCACUCCCACCUAACAAGCACUUUUCACCUGAACAGCGGCUCUGACCAUCAGUCACUUUUGUAACGCAUGAGUCUUCACACUUGAUGUCUAUGUUGUGAUUUUGGUUUGCUGACGGUAUGUGAGUAACGUUCGUUUGCUUUUUUUUCUAAUAUCCGUUUCUUUGUCUGCCUACAGUUGUUAUAGUCUAAGGGUAAUUUGUCCUUUUUAUUUUAAAUUUGACUGUAAAGAUGUUUAUUGCACUGUUGUACUGCCAGUGUCCAAUAAUGUACAUUCAUAAUAAAAUGCUAUACAUAU